Mandrillus leucophaeus (drill) is the source of this 5495-nucleotide messenger RNA. RefSeq names its product phospholipase C, beta 4 (gene PLCB4). Lineage: Eukaryota; Metazoa; Chordata; Mammalia; Primates; Cercopithecidae. Bases 196 to 3672 code for a protein of 1158 amino acids. The record is from RefSeq and is a predicted model, not a curated record. Gene Ontology annotation, molecular function: phosphatidylinositol-4,5-bisphosphate phospholipase C activity; calcium ion binding. The transcript has 37 exons. Gene Ontology annotation, biological process: phosphatidylinositol-mediated signaling; lipid metabolic process.
AUUGUCUACUGUUAUUCAACCAAGGCAAAGAAGGGUUGUGGAAAGUCAUGAAGAUUAGGGGUAGCCAAAACUAUUCAUGUGAUCCUUGAGCAGGUUAUUAACCUCUUCUGGCAUCAGAGGACAGUGCUGCUGUGAGUUUGACGAAGUGGACAUCACCUGCAGUCGGUCCAGAGCUGCCUGGUCUUGAAUAUAAUCAUGGCCAAACCUUAUGAAUUUAACUGGCAGAAGGAAGUUCCUUCCUUUUUGCAAGAAGGAGCAGUUUUUGACAGAUAUGAAGAGGAAUCCUUUGUGUUUGAACCCAACUGCCUCUUCAAAGUGGAUGAGUUUGGCUUCUUUCUGACAUGGAAAAGUGAAGGCAAGGAAGGACAGGUGCUAGAAUGCUCCCUCAUCAACAGUGUUCGGUCGGGAGCCAUACCAAAGGAUCCCAAAAUCUUGGCUGCUCUUGAAGCUGUUGGAAAAUCAGAAAAUGAUCUGGAAGGUCGGAUAGUUUGUGUCUGCAGUGGCAUAGAUCUAGUGAACAUUAGUUUUACCUACAUGGUGGCUGAAAAUCCAGAAGUAACUAAGCAAUGGGUAGAAGGCCUGAGAUCAAUCAUACACAACUUCAGGGCCAACAAUGUCAGUCCAAUGACGUGCCUCAAGAAACACUGGAUGAAAUUGGCAUUUAUGACCAACACAAAUGGUAAAAUUCCAGUUAGGAGUAUUACUAGAACCUUUGCAUCGGGGAAAACAGAAAAGGUGAUCUUUCAAGCACUCAAGGAGUUAGGUCUUCCCAGUGGAAAGAACGAUGAAAUUGAGCCCACGGCAUUUACUUACGAAAAGUUCUAUGAACUGACACAAAAGAUUUGUCCUCGGACAGAUAUAGAAGAUCUUUUCAAAAAAAUCAAUGGAGACAAAACUGAUUAUUUAACGGUAGACCAAUUAGUGAGCUUUCUAAAUGAACAUCAACGAGAUCCUCGAUUGAAUGAAAUUUUAUUUCCAUUUUAUGAUGCCAAAAGGGCAAUGCAGAUCAUUGAGAUGUAUGAACCUGAUGAAGAUUUGAAGAAAAAAGGCCUUAUAUCAAGUGAUGGGUUUUGCAGAUAUCUGAUGUCAGAUGAAAACGCCCCAGUCUUCCUAGAUCGUUUAGAACUUUACCAAGAAAUGGACCAUCCUCUGGCUCACUACUUCAUCAGUUCUUCCCAUAACACUUAUCUGACUGGCAGACAGUUCGGUGGGAAGUCUUCGGUAGAAAUGUACAGACAGGUUCUCCUGGCUGGUUGCAGAUGUGUUGAACUUGACUGCUGGGAUGGAAAAGGUGAAGACCAAGAACCAAUAAUAACUCAUGGAAAAGCAAUGUGUACAGAUAUCCUUUUUAAGGAUGUAAUUCAAGCCAUCAAGGAAACUGCAUUUGUCACAUCAGAAUAUCCUGUAAUUCUCUCCUUUGAAAAUCACUGCAGCAAAUAUCAACAGUACAAGAUGUCCAAAUAUUGCGAAGAUCUAUUUGGGGAUCUCCUGUUGAAACAAGCGCUUGAAUCACAUCCACUUGAACCAGGCAGAACUUUGCCAUCCCCCAAUGACCUCAAAAGAAAAAUACUCAUAAAAAACAAGCGGCUGAAACCUGAAGUUGAAAAAAAACAGCUGGAAGCUUUGAGAAGCAUGAUGGAAGCUGGAGAAUCUGCCUCCCCAGCAAACAUCUUAGAGGAUGAUAAUGAAGAGGAGAUCGAAAGUGCUGACCAAGAGGAGGAAGCUCACCCUGAAUUCAAAUUUGGAAAUGAACUUUCUGCUGAUGACUUGGGUCACAAGGAAGCUGUUGCAAAUAGUGUCAAGAAGGCCUCAGAUGACCUUGAACAUGAAAACAACAAAAAGGGCCUGGUAACUGUAGAAGAUGAGCAGGCGUGGAUGGCAUCUUAUAAAUAUGUAGGUGCUACCACUAAUAUCCAUCCAUAUUUGUCCACAAUGAUCAACUACGCCCAGCCUGUAAAGUUUCAAGGUUUCCAUGUGGCAGAAGAACGCAAUAUUCAUUAUAACAUGUCUUCUUUUAAUGAAUCAGUCGGUCUUGGCUACUUGAAGACACAUGCAAUUGAAUUUGUCAAUUAUAACAAACGGCAAAUGAGUCGCAUUUACCCCAAGGGAGGCCGAGUCGAUUCCAGUAAUUACAUGCCUCAGAUUUUCUGGAACGCUGGCUGCCAGAUGGUUUCGCUGAACUAUCAAACCCCAGAUUUAGCGAUGCAAUUGAAUCAGGGAAAAUUUGAGUAUAAUGGAUCGUGCGGGUACCUUCUCAAACCAGAUUUCAUGAGGCGGCCUGAUCGAACAUUUGACCCCUUCUCUGAAACUCCUGUUGAUGGCGUUAUUGCAGCCACUUGCUCAGUGCAGGUUAUAUCAGGUCAAUUCUUAUCAGAUAAGAAAAUUGGCACCUAUGUAGAAGUGGAUAUGUAUGGGUUGCCCACUGACACUAUACGUAAGGAAUUCCGAACUCGUAUGGUUAUGAAUAAUGGACUAAAUCCAGUUUACAAUGAAGAGUCUUUCGUAUUUCGGAAGGUGAUCCUGCCAGACCUGGCUGUCUUGAGAAUAGCAGUGUAUGAUGAUAACAACAAGCUGAUUGGCCAGAGGAUCCUCCCGCUUGAUGGCCUCCAAGCAGGAUACCGACACAUUUCCCUUCGAAAUGAGGGAAAUAAACCGUUAUCACUGCCAACAAUUUUCUGCAAUAUUGUUCUUAAAACAUACGUGCCUGAUGGAUUUGGAGAUAUUGUGGAUGCUUUAUCAGAUCCAAAGAAAUUUCUCUCAAUUACAGAAAAGAGAGCAGACCAAAUGAGAGCUAUGGGCAUUGAAACUAGUGACAUAGCCGAUGUGCCCAGUGACACUUCCAAAAAUGACAAGAAAGGAAAGGCCAAUACCACCAAAGCAAACGUGACCCCUCAGAGUAGCUCUGAGCUCAGACCAACCACCACAGCUGCCCUGGCCUCUGGUGUGGAAGCCAAGAAAGGUAUUGAACUUAUCCCUCAAGUAAGGAUAGAAGAUUUAAAGCAGAUGAAGGCUUACUUGAAGCAUUUAAAGAAACAGCAGAAAGAGCUAAAUUCUUUAAAGAAGAAACAUGCAAAGGAGCACAGUACCAUGCAGAAGUUACACUGCACGCAAGUUGACAAAAUUGUGGCACAGUAUGACAAAGAGAAGUCGACUCAUGAGAAAAUCCUAGAGAAGGCAAUGAAGAAGAAGGGGGGAAGUAAUUGUCUCGAAAUGAAAAAAGAAACAGAAAUUAAAAUUCAGACGCUGACAUCAGAUCACAAAUCUAAGGUCAAAGAGAUUGUAGCACAGCACACAAAGGAAUGGUCAGAAAUGAUCAAUACCCACAGUGCUGAGGAGCAAGAAAUCCGAGACCUGCACCUCAGCCAGCAGUGUGAGCUGCUGAAAAAGCUACUCAUCAGUGCCCACGAGCAGCAAACCCAGCAGCUGAAACUGUCCCAUGACAGGGAAAGCAAGGAAAUGCGAGCACACCAGGCUAAGAUUUCUAUGGAAAAUAGCAAAGCCAUCAGCCAAGAUAAAUCUAUCAAGAAUAAGGCAGAACGGGAAAGGCGAGUCAGGGAGUUAAACAGCAGCAACACUAAAAAGUUUCUGGAAGAAAGAAAGAGAGCGAAGGAGAUGCAGCAGAUGGUGAAAUUGGAAGCCGAGAUGGACCGCAGACCAGCAACAGUAGUAUGAAACUCCAAAAUGCUAACUGAAGCAGCAAACCCACAAAGCAUCAAAAGAUUCACUCACAAACUUCUGAACACAAACUCCGUGGAUGAAAGCUGUUUAUUUUGUUUCCUUCAUGUGUAAACAAGAUGGUAUCUGAAACCAGAGAGACUUGGAAUGUCUGAUUGACUUCUAUUUAGCAGCUUGAGUAUUGCAUUUCCUUGGCCAAACAAAAGUAGCUACAAAUCCACAAAAAUUUACUAUUCCAGUAAGGCAGAGUUUAACCAUUGAUAAUACAACUUAAACAUGUUUGCUAUAAAAUACCAUCACAAGUAAAUGAGCUUGGUGUUAACAACUCUCCUUUGUGAUGCCUUAGGACAUGUUUGAGCUGCAGCAAAAAAACAAAAACAAAAAACAGUGCAUUAGCAAUUUCAUAGCAAGUGCAUGCACUAGCAAAAGAAAACUCUGUCUACAAAUGUAUUAGCAGAAGUGGUGGUCUGCUAGACAAAUAAUUUUGCAAAAUUUUUCUACAUCUAAGUUACCUCAUCAGUAAGUGCCGUGUCUCUACCAUGCCAUCAGAGGCUAAUUUCCUGUAAAAGUUGUGGAAAUUACUAGAACAAUAGAAAAAUAAAGCAGUGUGUGUGUGCCAAAACUCAUCAUUACUCAAAGGAGAACUGUGUUAAGCACAUUUAAGAAAGUUGACAUCUGACAUUGCUUUAUAGGAAUUGUUUCCGCAGAUUCCAGAUACUACAAUUCACACCAUAAAGAUUGUGAAGUGAUUAUUGGCAAACGUUUGUAAAUGUGACCAUGUAUAAAGUAUUUAUACUCUUUAAUUCACACUGUUAGAGAGCAAAAUCAUCUAAGUAUUGCCACAUGACAAGAUUAGUAAGCAGGAAUACUAGAACUAUGUUUGCAUGAUACACAAGCACCAAUAAAGACUAAUCCAUACAGACACAGUUAACCUAAUGCCAAAUAAAUACUGGUUAAAUACAUGUAUGGCACAGAAUAUAAUUUGACUAUCAAGACUUUUAGCAUAAUGAAAAAGUCUAUAUAUAUGUGUAUAUGAAUUAUGUGGGCAUUCUUGAUACUUCAAGUUCUAGUUUGAAAAAAAAUACAUAACUAAUUUAAUUUUACACAAAAAUAUUUAUGCAGAUUUUCAGAAUUUCAUAUCAGGAAAUGACCUUUUUAUGUCUGUUAAAUAUCAAAACAAUUUGCUACAGUGUUAAUCUGCAUGGUCUUUAAGCCUGUUGUAGUUGAGAUGCAGACAGUGCAUGAAAAAGUAUUCCGCUGGGAAUUGAGCCAUGCCACCAAAGCCAAGAGGAGCGCAUGGAAACCCGGUAGUCUAGAACUAAUCAGAUUACUGAUUUUAGUGCACAGCACCAAAUGAAUUGUUGUAUAUGCUUGUACAAAUUAAUUCUGUGUGUUCCUCUGAACAAAGCGGAGAAAAUGAUGAUACCAUCGAUAUUGAAAUUAAACUUCCAACUUCUCUAAUAAAAAAUUAAAAUACACAUAACACUCGUCAGAGUAUUUGCUCCCAAGAUGCAUUCUAGCAAGUGUUUUGCCUUUUUCAUAUGCAUGAUCUCAUUGUUAUUUUCAAAGGGGGCUUAUUAAUACCCCCACAUGUUUUUCACCCAAAUGAUGCAAAACAUGCAGAUUCUAGUUGACUUCAGAUGUAAUAUACUUGUUUUUCUCCUAUUUAUGAUUUGAACCGGAUUCUGUAAAAUAUCUCUGGUUCUUAGUUUCCUUAUCUGUAAAACAGUGGAGUUAGACUACAUAUCUUUCGGCACUAACAUCUCAUGAAAAAUUUUGGUUAAUAAAAUAUCACCAUAUUUAGAUUGCCAAUUUUCAAA